AAUAUACCUGUAGUUAGUACUCAAGACCUUGCUCAUUUUUUAAGAAGUAAAUCAGAAGCAUUAGGAGAACAGUUAAAAACAGCAUAUGAUCUUUUAGAAGGACGUAUAAAUGUAUAUUUUAUUCAAAAAGAAGGAUUUCUUUUAAAUUGGAUCUUGGAUAAACUUAAAGAAGUUAAACUAAAUAAUUUAGAAUCUAUAACUAUUCUUCCGAAAUUAUGGGAUUUUUUAAAUAUCGUUUUGAAAUCUCAAAAUCUCUUAAUAGAAUCUAAAUGUUUUAGCUUUCAAAAGCAUUCAUUUACAGCUCUUCUCUCUAUAUCAUUCUCAUUAGUUACAGAGGCUCCAGAUAAAGAGCAAGUUUUAUUAUUAAUUUCUUCAAUUCAAAAAAAUUUGGAAUAUAUUUUAUCUGAAGAAACACUUUCUUUAUUUAUUCGAGGAUCAUUUGAUACUACUACUACAAUUUUGGCAAAUUUUUUUUAUUGUAUCAGAAAUUUAAAUCUUUCUAAUAAUACAAUAUCUAAUUUAGGAUACCAGAUUCUCAAAAUAUGGAAGAAUUCUAUGUAUGGUUUUGAGAAUUUUAAAAAUGUCUCUGAAAUAGUUGCUUCUAGAAUUUUGCCCUAUGUUUGUUAUAUCGUUGGAAAAAAUGAUGCUCCAUCAUGGAUUAAUGAUUUGUUUUCUAUUAUUCUUCAUAAAACUUUAUUUUCUCCUGAAUCAUUAAUUAAUUAUAUAAAUUUUCAAACUUCAAAUUCUGAAUCUAAAAGUAUGAUCUCAAAAGUAUCUAAUUUGGAAUUAUUUCUUGACUGUCUAUUAAAGAACUUAACAGAUAUUUCUUAUCAUUCUAAUGUUUUAUUGUCUCUUCCAAAACUUUUAGAGAUUGCACAAAACUCUCUUGGUUGUAAUUCAAUAUAUUCGAAGGUAAAAAUUAAUUUAAAUUCAUCAAAAAUGGCACGUCUUACUGAUAUGUUUCUUUCUGAAAUACUAAAAUUGGCAAUUAAGUUAUCUGCAGAAGAUGCUUUAAAAUAUUUAACUAUUUCAGAUAUUUUAGAGCUUUCGAAAAAUAUUGGUGGUUAUCAUAAAUUAUUCGUUGUAUUAGAACAACAAAUGCUUGAAAUAUUAGAGAAAUCUUUUUCUUUAAUUAAAGAUCGAGAAGACAAUAUAAUAACAAUUGGAUGGAAAUUAUUAUACAAUCUUUUAAAAAUUGAUUCCGAAUUAAUCUUGCCAUAUAAUGAACAGUUAUGGUUAAGUCUUUGUGAGGUUGAUAUUACAUCUGAAUAUUCAAAAAUAUGUUUCAAGGUGAUAAGAAUAUUCGUAAAUAACUACAAAUCACAUAGAAAUUUACACAAAUUUAUAAAUGAUUGGAUAAAAUUUUUAAAAUUUCCACUUAACAAUGACUGUAUAUUACUUAGUGAUGAAAUUUUGACUAUAGUUAUGGAAUUAACUAAUAAUCUUUCAUUAAAUCAAAUAAGGACAAUAAUUGAUGAUAUUUUGAAAGAAAAUAAUUUUAAAGUGCUGGAAAAACCGAUAUAUUUGAAUCAAAAAAAUGAUUUGUUUUCAAAACAUUUAUCUUCUUUAAAUAUUUCAAAAAAUAAAGUGAAAAGUUCAUUUUUUGUUUUUUAUCCUUUACUUUCUAUAAUACAAGAGUCAGUUGAUAUUUCAAUAAUUCGAGAUAUUUCAAAAGAUUUAGUUAAAUUAUAUGAAUCUAUUCUAAUCAAAGUUUUUUCAAACAUUUCUUUUUUUUUUAAUGAUCCUGGCAUAUAUUUGAUAUUUAGAAUUCAUUAUAAAGCAAUGCAGUUAUCUUAUGAAUAUAUAUCACUUACAGAUCCGUAUAAAACUUUAGAAUAUAUUAAGUCUAUAACAAUGUUUAAAGGACUCGAAUCUAAAAUAACUUUUUAUACGAUCUUAUGUCAACUAGUUUAUAUGCAAUAUUUUGACCAAUGUGCCUCAGAAGAAUUUAAGACUAAAGAUCUUUUAUCACUAACGGAUUUGGUUUUAGAUCAUAUACUAUUUUAUCUUGAAAAUGCCUCUAUUAAUUCUUUUUGGAAAGCUGGAAAAAUACAGCUAAUAAAUAGUACUAAUAUAAGCAUAGCAUAUAUUUAUAUAAUAAAUAAUCAAUGGUUAUAUUUAAUAAAUAAAUUGUCUUUUUUUGAUAAAAUUAGAAAAAUUAUGAAUUUUCUUUUAAAAUAUAGUAUUCAAAAUACUUCAGGAGAUUCUGAUAUAAAUGAAAUGUUAACAUUUUCAAAUUUGUGGUAUAUUUACUUAUCUAAUGCUGAAAUUUAUGAAUUGGAUUUAUUUAGAGAUGCAUCUCUAUUUGUAUUAAUGGAUUAUAUUUUCUCUAAUAAGAUUGAUAAAUUAUUAUUAUUAAAUAAUAUAGAAUCUUAUUGUAAUAAAAAAAUGCAUAAAAGCUUUAAGACAAAAAUAAAUAAUUUUGAUAUUUUAGAAUUUAAAAAACUUAUUAAAUACAUACAAAUAAUUCCUAUUAAUUGUAUAGAAGAUUCAACAAAAGAAAAGUUAUUAGAUUUUUUAUUUUACAAAGAUUUUCAAUUUACUACUAAACAAUGUUUGAUAGAUAUAGUAAUCGAAAAUCGUAAGUUACUAUAUAGAAUAAUGGUAACAACAAAUACAUUAAAUUCAAUGUUAUAUAAUAUUUUUCCUCUAAUAUAUUUAUAUCUUAGUUUAGAUAAUAUUAAAGUAAAGAAUGAGUCUUUGAAUAUUAUUUCUAAUUUAAUAUCUAAAGAAAUACUUAGAAAAAAGAUAUUUUCUGAUAAUUUUCUUAUUAAUAAGCUAGUCGAAGUUAUUGAAAAUUAUCAUGUGGACUUAUUUGAUUAUUAUCAUAAGUUUUUAUAUCAGCAAAUUGAAUAUGAGUUUUAUAUACCUGGAAUUAUUCAAUUAAUUUUAAUUUUAUCUUUCGAAAUUCAAGAUGGAUUUAAAUAUUCUAAUCAUAAUUUAUUUAAAAAAAAAAUUACUCAAUUGAUAAAAUUUUAUUUCAAAGCUAUUAAAAAAUGUUUAAAAAUAUUAUUGCAAUUUUUUCAAAAAAAUGAUUUGAGUUUUGAAAAAAUACUAAACUCAGUAUAUUUAUUUCAGUUUUUUUUUCAAUUAUCUUUUUCAGUUUCUUUUAAAAUUCAUGACAAAGAUCUUUUAAAACAACUUAUAUUUUUCAUAUCUAAAGUAUGUUUUUACUAUGAAAAUAUAAAUAGUCAUUUACAUAAAAAAUCUCAAGAUUUACUUCUGUUUUUAUUAAAAACUUACUGUAAUAAAGCCGAAAAUUAUGAUGAUAUAUUAGAAAUAUGUGUAGCUUUAAUAGCUAUUUUCAAGAAUAUGCAGUUAUCUUAUACAGAUGAAUUUAAAAUAUCUAAUUAUUCUAAUUUUCAGUCUUUAUCUAUUUAUUAUUUCAUUCAAAAAAGAUUACAAAGUUUAGAAUUUCAAGAUUUCAAAAAGAUAUGUACGAUACUAUCAUGUAGUUUUUGGGAAACAGAAAAUAUUAAUAUGGUAGCAAAUAUUUUGUCUGCAAUUUUGUUAAUCAGAAUAGAAAAAGAAAAUAAGCUACGAGAAAAAUAUUCAGAAUAUUUAGAAUUAUUUCAAACAACUAUUUUUCGUUUGAUUUUAAUUGCUAAAAGAACAACGGAUUUAGAAGUAUUAUAUAAUUUUAUAAAUUUAUUUAAUAUCCUUUUACUUAAAAAGUCAUAUUUUUCACUUCAAAAUUUAGAUCAACUUUUUGUUAUAAUAGUUAAAUCUUUAUCACCUUUUUCUCUUCUUAAAACGUCUUCAGAUAUUACUAUUGAUGAUAUUUGUGAAGGUUUUUGCAAAAUGAUAUCUUUAAUAAUAAAAAAAAAUUAUAAAAGAUUGUCUAAACGUUAUCAUUUACUUACUAUUUGUUUUCAAUCAUUAUUACAUUUAUUUUUCUAUAAGAAUAUGGAUACUAAAAUGAUUAAAAAUAGUAUUUUUCAAAGAAGACCUAGUUGGAUUUUACCCUCUUCAUCAUGUUCUAUAUCUUCUGUUAAAAUCUAUUCAGAUACUUUAUUAUCUUGGAUUAAAACUUUACAUUUAAAUAAAGAUAAGAAAUUAAAUUUAGGUUUAUCUAAAACAUCUGAAAAAACUAUUUCAAAAUAUCUUUUAUGGAUUAUAAUUGAAUAUAUUAAAUUAUUAUUAUACUGUUCUAUAAAUAAAGAGGUUAAGGAUAUCCUUACAUUGUUAAUAAUGGAAAUUUUUAAAGUACUCUCUAAAUAUGAAUUUGAAAUGAUAAAUAAUACAUUAGAUAAUCAUGGUAAGAUUAUCUUUAAAAAACUAUAUGAUGAUUAUAUACAGUAUGAUAAAUGGAAUGAAAGAUAG
Messenger RNA from Pneumocystis jirovecii RU7, 4323 nucleotides. RefSeq lists its product as uncharacterized. The transcript has 16 exons. The coding region runs from base 556 to 4323 and encodes 1255 amino acids. Lineage: Eukaryota; Fungi; Ascomycota; Pneumocystomycetes; Pneumocystales; Pneumocystaceae. The record is from RefSeq and is a predicted model, not a curated record.